This is a messenger RNA of Acanthamoeba castellanii str. Neff, 420 nucleotides long. Its product is annotated as RNA 2'phosphotransferase, Tpt1/KptA domain containing protein. NCBI's taxonomy places the organism in Eukaryota, Discosea, Longamoebia, Acanthamoebidae. Gene Ontology annotation, biological process: tRNA splicing, via endonucleolytic cleavage and ligation. Gene Ontology annotation, molecular function: tRNA 2'-phosphotransferase activity. The record is from RefSeq and is a predicted model, not a curated record. The coding region runs from base 1 to 420 and encodes 139 amino acids. The transcript is spliced from 5 exons.
AUGCGCUCGAAGAGCGACAGGACGGCCUCUACAUCCGCGCCAACCAGGGCCACUCCAUCCCCGGCGUACCUGACGGAAUUGGAUUUCAAGACGAUCACCGACGCGUCGCACUACCCCACGGUGGUACAUGGAACAUACCACGCGUCGUGGAUCAACAUCAAGAGGACGGGUCUCAGCAAGAUGGGCCGAACGCACAUCCACUUUGCCAAGGGCGAAUACGGCUCCGCCGACGUCAUCAGCGGAAUGCGCCAGACUUGCCAGGUGCUCAUCUACAUCAACCUCACCCUGGCACUCGAAGAGGGCGUCGAGUUCGUGGAAUCGGCCAACGGCGUCAUCCUCUCUCCUGGUGUGGAGGGCGUGCUGCAUCCCAAGUAUUUCGCUCGCGUCGUCGAUGCCAAGACCGGCCAGUCUCUUCUCUGA